AUGUCUGCCGAGUACACCCCCGAGACCUCCACUGGCGUUGCCGCCGACAAUGACUACGCCAGCCGUACUGGCCAGAGCGAGAUUCCCGUCCAGAAGGACGAGGCUGGCAUUGAGGACCCCAUUGACCCUGACACUGCCGACUCCGACAAGGUUCUUGGUAUGCGCUCUUCCCUCUCAUUCUCUUUAUACAACACAAAGUUAACAUCCCUCCANGAGCAAGACGAGAAGGCUGCCAUGAACGAGGAUAACAUCAUCGAUGACCGCACUCGUGGUGCCGCUAAGCCCAAGGGCUCUUACCAGGAGCCUGGCGAUGAGGAGGUGAGUUUUCUUGAUGUUCAUCAGCAUGAAGAUCUGGUCACUGACAAUUAUGACAGNGGUCUUCCCGGCCCGGACAACGGUACCUCUGCCAUUGCCCAGUAA
Messenger RNA from Aureobasidium uvarum, 420 nucleotides. The record is from the annotation of a GenBank genome assembly. Lineage: Eukaryota; Fungi; Ascomycota; Dothideomycetes; Dothideales; Saccotheciaceae.